This is a messenger RNA of Cylindrotheca closterium, 2232 nucleotides long. NCBI's taxonomy places the organism in Eukaryota, Bacillariophyta, Bacillariophyceae, Bacillariales, Bacillariaceae. The record is from the annotation of a GenBank genome assembly.
AUGUCGUCUAUGUCGUCUAUGUCGUCUAUGUCGUCUAUGUCGUCUAGAAGGAUGAAUGGCCGAAUGAGUCGAUCAAUCGCUCUAUUACCACUGAUUACUGUCCUGUUUCUCUCGGCGUUUCCAAAGGCAUCUUUUGCCUUUGUAUCGCCGACCUCAGCGAAGCGGUUCCAACGAUCAUCGAUAGCACAGAAGAAUCCUUUCCUCGGUGCGUCUCUUGGUGGUGGCAAUGAUUCCGACACUGGUCUUGAAAAAUCGUCAAAGCUAGGACACAAGUUGGAUUGGGAAACAAUCGGUGCACAAACCAAAGAGUUCUGGCAAAUGGCAUUUCCUUACUAUGAAGAGAGUAUUCCGGGACGAUGGUUGUUUGCUGGUAUGAUUGGCCUGACACUUUUGAACUCUGGAGUUUCGGUUGCCUUUUCGUAUCUCGGAAAAGAUUUUUGGAAUGCUCUUAGUUCCAAAGAUUCUGUUGAAUUCUACAAUGUUCUAUCAAAAUAUGUUGGAGCGCUCUUGGUUGGAGCUCCAAUUGUGACAAUGUACAAAUUUCAACGAGAACGUCUGGCAGUGCACUGGAGAGAAUGGAUGACCGAUCGAACUCUUCAAUUGUACCAAGAGAAUCGGGUGUACUAUUCUCUAGAAAGAGGAAGAGAAAUCGACAAUCCUGAUCAACGCAUUGCGGAAGAUGUCAAAGCUUUCACAUCAUUUUCAUUGCAAUUGUUCUUGACCAUUGUGACAUCGAUCAUUGACUUGGUCUCCUUUUCUCUCAUUCUAUAUUCGAUCUAUCCCCAAUUGUUUAUUGCGAUUGUUGCCUACGCUGCUUUUGGAACAUUCACUACCACUUUCCUUGGAAAAAGUCUGGUGGGACUUAACUACGAGCAGUUGACCAAGGAAGCCAACUUUCGGUACUCUUUGGUCCGACUUCGAGACAAUGCGGAAUCCAUUGCGUUUUAUGCAGGAGAAGACUUGGAAGGCAAGGCGAUCUCAAAUCGAUUGGAGCAAAUGAUCUCCAACUCUCGGGAAUUGAUUGGGGCUCAGCGAAACCUAGAGUUUUUCACGAACGGAUACCGAUUCAUGAUUCAACUGCUCCCCGUAGCAGUCGUUGCGCCACGAUACUUUGCUGGGGCAAUUGAACUUGGUGUUAUUUCGCAGUCGGUAGGAGCAUUCAAUCACAUUUUGAGCGACUUGAGUAUUGUUGUGAAUCAAUUUGAACAACUAUCUCGUUUCAGCGCUGGAAUUGAGCGUUUAUCGGUCUUCUUGGGUGCCAUGCGAAGUGCCGACCCUGCACGAGGUGAUGAAUCCUACCCUUUGCUGCAGCUUGCAAAUGAAACACUCAAGGAAGACGAAAUCUCGAUGGUACAAGGGACCAAUCAAACUACUUCGAACGAGAACAUUGGGAAGAUCGCCCUCAAACAAUGUGAGGAAUCUUUAGAAGGAUCUAUUUUUCAAAUCGAGCAUUUGGACCUGUGCACACCGGACAAGAAACGCUUCUUGAUACGCAAUUUGAGUAUGAAGCUAGCAGAGGGAGAAAAUCUGUUGAUUGUUGGAAAUUCCGGAGCAGGAAAGUCUAGUCUUCUGCGUGCGAUUGCGGGACUGUGGUCGGAUGGAAACGGACAAAUCAGCAUUCCAUCUAGUGAGGAUAUUUAUUUCUUGCCUCAACGACCAUACUGUCCUUUGGGUAGUCUGAAAGAUCAACUAUUGUAUCCAAGCUUGGAAUACAUAGAAGCAGAAGACUAUCCAAAGGGCCAUGUAGAAAGUCGUUCUCAUAUUCUCAAGCAAAGGUUGACGGACGAGGAUCUUCUAGAAGUUCUUGAAAAGGUGGAUCUUGGUCAACUAGCUGCUAGAGCCGGAGACGGUGACCCAGUCAAGGGACUCCAGACAACAUUAGAUUGGAGCAACACACUUUCUCUUGGAGAACAGCAGAGACUUGCUUUUGGCCGUGUGCUGGUGAAUCAACCUCAACUUGUAAUCUUGGACGAAGCCACUUCGGCUCUAGACAUGGUAGCUGAAGCAAGGAUGUAUACUUUGCUGCGCAACAUGGCCACGAAAACGCUUUCAGGGAAUGGGAAGCUCUCUGCCCCAGGCCUUACUUACAUCAGUGUUGGGCAUCGGCCAAGUCUUCUAGCCUACCACGACUCCAGACUGAGAUUAAAUGGCGAGGAAGACCACUCGUUUGAACCGAUCGAGAAGACCAAGGUGGAUUUGCAAUCAACACUCAAAAGUGUAUCGAAUUUGUAG